CGACAGCUGUGUUGUUAACAGAUAGCGUUAGCUGGUGAAAUCAUUCUUAGCUAACUACUGAUCUGAAUUCAUAGAAGUUACUAGCAGUGAAAUCUACGAUAUGUCAGUUUUACCUGCAGAAAUUCAUGGUGCUUUAAGUCAGCUCUUGCAAAACUUGUCAUCAGCUGACAACAGCGUUCGUUCCUCAGCUGAAAAGCUUUUGGAAAAUGAAUGGACUACCUCCAAUAAUGUUGAAAUGUUGUUGACUUUCCUUGCUGAACACGCAUGCUCAGCUGAAACCGAGACCUUGAGGGCAUUCAGUGCGGUCUUAUUUAGACGGGUGGCCAUAAAAUCACCAAAGGAAUUGAACAGUGUGAUUGACAGAACCAUUGGAGUCAUAAGUGAACCAGUCAAGGCUCAAAUUAGGGCGAUUCUUUUGCAAGGUUUUACCUCCCCUCAAUCAAACCAAGUAAGACAUAAGCUCUCGGAUGCGAUUUCUGAAGUUGCCAAAGAAGAUGCAUCACCACAGGGUACUUGGAAUGAACUUAUACCAGCAUUAUUUGAAGCAGCUAAGAGCACGGAUGUGAGUCUUCGUGAAUCGGCAUUCCGUGUGUUCUCCUCUGCUCCUGAAUUGAUAGACAAGUCUUUCCUAAACGAGGUGUUACCAGUUUUCAAUGCCGGAUUUGAUGACUCCAACGAUGAGGUCCGUAUUGCUGCAUGCACUGCUUUUGUUGCUUUCUUUCGUGAUGUUCCUAAGAAAAGCUGGCAAUCAUUAUCCCCACUCUUACCUAACUUAUUGAACUCCUUACCAAGAUUUUUACAAAAUGGCCAAGACCAGGCACUUGCAUCCGUUCUCGAGUCUUUGAUUGAUCUUGUGGAAUUGGCUCCUAAAAUGUUCAAAGAUAUGUUUCCAACCAUCAUUGAGUUCUGUACUGCUGUUUCUAAAAACAAGGAUUUAGACUCGAACACCCGUAUGGCUUCUCUCGAAUUGCUCACCACUUUUGCCGAAGUUUCUCCAGCAAUGUGCAAGCGUACUCCAUCUUAUACCGAUAACAUGGUCAUUGUCACUUUAUCAAUGUUGACUGAAGUGUGCGAAGAUGACGAUGAUGCUGCUGAAUGGAACAACAGAGACGAUGGUGAUGAUGAUGAAGAAGAGCCAGAAUACGAUGUUGCCCGCCAGUCAUUAGAUCGUGUUGCAUUAAGAUUAAAUGGUCAAUCACUCGCCCAACCUUUGUUUCAAUAUUUGCCUGCGAUGAUCCAAUCUGCUGACUGGAGGGCACGCCAAGCUGCAUUGAUGGCUUUAUCUUCAGCUGCUGAAGGAUGUGUUGAUGUUUUGAUCAAUGAGAUUCCUAAGAUUUUGGAUCUCAUUUUGCCAACCUUGCAAGACAACCAUCCUAGAGUUCAAUUUGCUUGUUGCAAUGCCUUGGGUCAAAUGUCUACUGACUUCUCUGAUGUCAUUCAAAGAACUGCAAGUAACCGUAUCUUGCCAGCAUUAAUAUCCAUGCUUACAAAUAAGUCCGUUCCAAGGGUUCAAGCCCAUGCCGCUGCUGCUUUGGUUAACUUUUCUGAGGCUGCAUCGAAGGAUAUAUUAGAACCCUACUUGGAUGACUUAUUGAACAACUUGUUAGGUUUAUUGCAAUCUCCUAAGAGAUAUGUUCAGGAACAAGUCUUGACCACCAUCGCUAUCAUCGCUGAUGCCGCUGAAAAGAAGUUUGUGAAGUAUUACGAUACAUUGAUGCCUCUUUUGACCGAUGUUUUAAAGACUGACAUGGGUGAAGAAAACAGAUUGUUGAAGGCAAAGUGCAUUGAAUGCUCUACCUUAAUUGCUUUGGCUGUUGGUAAAGAGAAAUUUGCCCCUCAUUGUCAAGACUUAAUUCAAUUGUUUGGUCACAUCCAGGCUACUGCCUUGCAAGAUGAUGAUCCAGUCAAGCAAUACUUGGAGCAAGCAUGGGGUAGAAUUUGCAGAAUCAUAGGUAAGGACUUUUUACCUUACUUGCCCGAUGUGUUGCCACCAUUAUUGAUCGCUGCCAAGGCAACUCAAGAUAUCUCUUUGUUGGAAGAAGAACAGGCUGAAGAAUUCAAUCAAAAUGAAGAAUGGGACGUGAUAAACUUGUCAGGAAAGUUGAUUGCACUUCACACUUCUGCAUUGGAUGACAAGGUCACUGCCAUGGACUUACUCAGAACUUACGCCAUUCAAUUGAAAGAUGCAUUCUUUCCUUGGGUCAAAGAGAUUGUUCAAGACAUCGCGAUUCCAGCUUUGGACUUUUACUUACAUGAUGGCGUUCGUGGCUCCGCAGCUUUAACCUUGGCUUCGUUGUUGAGGUGCUCCGUGUACGCAACUGGAAAUUCUUCGAAUGAGACUUUAGGCUUCUGGUCCCAAAUAUGUAACAAGUUAGUGGAUGUUUUGAACAAUGAACCAGUUCCAGAAAUGUUAGUUGCUUAUUAUACCUCAUUGGUUGAAUCUAUCAAUGUCUUAGCUCCAAACUCUUUAGGAGCCAAUCAGCUUAAAGCGUUAGCUGAUGCAAUCAAUGCAAACCUUACAGAGAUCUAUGAAAGAAUUAAGGCUCGUGAUAAUGAAGAUGAUGAGUACACUGAAGAUGUUGAGGAUGAUGAGGAAGAAUUCACCGAUGAAGAACUUUUGGAUGAGAUCAACAAGGCAAUCUCUGCCAUUUUCAAAAACUCUAGAUCAAACUUCUUAUCGACAUUCCAAGUACUUGUACCAACAAUCACCACUUUCCUUAAUGAUGAAAACACCAAUAUCAAGUUAUGUGGUUUAUGUGUUGUUUGCGACAUCUUGGAACACUGUGGAGAGGACUCGAUUGUAUACAAGGACAUUUUUGUCAACGUCAUUGGUGAUUCCAUCGUUUCUUCCCAUGCAGGCAUUCGUCAAGCUGCUUCAUAUGCCGUUGGAGUAGCUGCUCAACAUGGAGGAAAUGCAUACCUUGAAUUUUGUUUGGCCUGCUUGGAACCAAUGUUCAAGAUGGCAUCUGUUCCUGACGCUAGGGCUGAAGAAAACAUUCAUGCUACAGAAAACUCAGUCGCUGCAAUUGCUAAAGUUUGUCAUAGAUUUGCUAAUUCAGUUCCAAACUUGGAUGCUAUCAUUGAGCAAUGGAUUGUACUCUUACCAAUUUUUCAAGAUGAGUCCGCUGCACCAUUUGCUUACACAUUUUUGAGUGAAUUGAUCAAAAACCAGCAUGUCUCUGUGGCAAACAACGUUCCUAGAGUGAUAGACUCUAUUAUUCAAGCAUUAGCACAUGCCUCGAUUUCAGGUGCUACUGCCGAAAGAGUAGUAACGCAAGCAAGACAAUUAUUAGGAUCAAUGCCACAAAAUGAGGCAAUGGCCUUGUUACAGAAGAAUCCCUCUGAUAUUGAUGUGGUUCAAAAAUGGUUCUCUUAAUGCAUUUAUAUAGAUCUGUCUAAUUAAUUAACAUAUGUAAC
Molecule: messenger RNA, 3417 nt
Organism: Suhomyces tanzawaensis NRRL Y-17324
Lineage: Eukaryota; Fungi; Ascomycota; Pichiomycetes; Serinales; Debaryomycetaceae
Exons: 1
Coding region: 101-3376 (1091 amino acids)
Biological process (GO): protein import into nucleus
Cellular component (GO): cytoplasm; nucleus
Molecular function (GO): protein binding; nuclear import signal receptor activity
Source: RefSeq, a predicted model, not a curated record